Truncatella angustata is the source of this 1575-nucleotide messenger RNA. RefSeq names its product pantothenate transporter liz1. Gene Ontology annotation, molecular function: pantothenate transmembrane transporter activity. Gene Ontology annotation, biological process: pantothenate import across plasma membrane. The transcript has 2 exons. Lineage: Eukaryota; Fungi; Ascomycota; Sordariomycetes; Amphisphaeriales; Sporocadaceae. Bases 1 to 1575 code for a protein of 524 amino acids. Gene Ontology annotation, cellular component: plasma membrane. The record is from RefSeq and is a predicted model, not a curated record.
AUGGACACCGACUGUCGCUCCAAGAGUACGACAAUAGUGCAGCGCGUCAGAGUGUUCAUGCUUGGGGAUGAAGCCCAAAGCAAAGAAGAACGAUGGCUUGUUCAGAAGCUCGAUUUCUUCAUCUUGGUAUAUUGCUGUUUGAGCUACUUCUUCAACUACCUUGACAGAGCUGCUUUUGCAAAUGCUUACGUUGCGGGGUUAAAGGAAGACAUCCAUCUAGAAGGCAGCAACUACAAUGUGGUGCUGGCGAUGUUCACGGCUGGCUCCGUGAUUGGACAAAUACCACACGGGGUUAUUAUCCAAAAGAUCGCGCCCCGAAUAUGGCUGCCAUCUAUGGUGCUGGUCUGGGCCGGGUUGACCAUGUGUACUGCGGCAUGCACAACCUACGCCCAGUUAUGUGUUGUACGUUUCCUGCAGGGGCUUGCUGAAGCUAGCACAUAUAGUGGAACAAUUUACAUUAUUGGGUCUUGGUAUAAGCCCCGGGAGAUAGCCAAGCGUACUGCCAUCUUCACAGCAUCUGGUCAGGCCGGCUCCAUGUUCGCAGGCAUCAUGAUGACAGCCAUCUAUAAUGGGAUGGGGGGAUAUUCCCUGAAAGGUUGGCAGUGGGUGUUCCUCAUCAAUGGGAUCAUCACGUGUCCCAUCGCGGUCAUGGGCUUUUUCUACUUCCCAGAUACCCCAGAGCUUACUCGAGCGCCGUGGCUGAACAAAUCGGAGCGCCAACUUGCUCUACUACGACUCCCACCCAAGAAGGCCGAUGGACACGACAUCAGCCCCUGGUCUUUGGCAGCGCGAACGCUCUCCUCGCCAGCGCUGUACAUCCUGUGUCUCUUCGCGGUCGUCACAGGAGCUUUGGAAGCAUUCGUUGUGCAGAACCUGUUCCUUCUCUGGCUGAAGUAUCAUCAGGAUCAUUUCAGCCAAACUCAGAUCAACACGAAUCCUCUCGGAAUACAAGCAGUAGGUAUCGUGUCGAAUUUCCUGGCUGCGGUCCAUAUCGAUGCGACAGGACGGAGAGUUCCCAUGGGGAUUGUUGUUUGUGUUUUUCAACUGACAUCGGCUGUCAUACUCUUGAUACCCAGUGCCCCCUUCGCAGCAACCUUUUUCGCCUACUACUUAUCCGGAACUUCCUAUAUGGUAAACCCAGUUUCUUUCGGCUGGGCAAACAUCAUCUGCCAGCGCGGGGGAGACGACGCAGUCCGGGCAAUCAUCCUUUACUGCAUGAAUGCGGCCUCCACAUGCUUGUACACCUUUUGGGGAAUUGCUCUUUAUCCAGCUUCGGACGCACCAUACUGGAAAAGAGGCUCGAUCGCCAUGAUCGUUGUGGUAUUUGCCAUGCUGGUAAUGGUUUGGGUUGUACACAGACUGGACGAGAAGACUCUCGCUCAGUACCCGGAUACAGCUGUUCGUGACCUCCCCGAGGAUUCGAUCGGAGACGACACAAUACUUGAGACAAGGUCAGACGAUGAACUCGAUGAUCCCAUAGGACCACACCAAAGAUUACUGAUGGAUUUUCCGGAUUAUAGGCACACCGAGGAUCCGACACGAAAGAGGCGACAUGCGUCCCAGGCGGAUUUAUGA